Carica papaya (papaya) is the source of this 282-nucleotide messenger RNA. Lineage: Eukaryota; Viridiplantae; Streptophyta; Magnoliopsida; Brassicales; Caricaceae. The record is from RefSeq and is a predicted model, not a curated record.
AUGAAGAGCUCAUCACUUCUUAUAGCAGCCUUUAUGGUGAUGCUAUUAAUGGUGAUGAGAGAAGCGCCUAUUGUAGCAGAGGCGGUAGCUUGUGAUCCGGUUAAGUUACUCCCAUGUGCACCAGUCAUCUCGGGUCAACCACCAAGCAUAGAAUGUUGUAAUGCACUAAAAGAAAUGAAGGAUUGUCUUUGUACCUUCUUGAAAAAUCCGGAAUACAAACAGUAUCUUCCUUUAGCAAAAAAAGCUCUUGCCGCAUGUGGUAUUCCUUUUCCUCAUUGUUAG